This is a messenger RNA of Sapajus apella (tufted capuchin), 3896 nucleotides long. RefSeq names its product CD163 molecule (gene CD163). The record is from RefSeq and is a predicted model, not a curated record. Lineage: Eukaryota; Metazoa; Chordata; Mammalia; Primates; Cebidae. Bases 198 to 3665 code for a protein of 1155 amino acids. The transcript is spliced from 17 exons. Gene Ontology annotation, cellular component: membrane.
AGAACAUGAGUAUGAAAUGGAACCUCAGCUCUUUCAAUGACUUCCCUUUUUGGGUUGACUCCACCUCUAUAUGUGGGCUUUUCAUUUUCAUGAGAGUGAAGUGAUUUUUAGAAUUCUUAGUCCUUUCUUUUAGAAGAACAUUUCUAUGGAAUAAUACGAGAAGAUUUAGGGAAUUACUGAAGUUAUAAAACUUUGGAAUGAACAAACUCAGAAUGACGCUGCUUGAAGACUCUGGAUCUGCUGACUUCAGAAGACAUUUUGUCAACUUGAGUCCCUUCACUACUGCCGUGGUUUUACUUCUCAGUGCCUGUUUGUUCACCAGCUCUUGGGGAGGACCAGACAAGGAGCUGAGGCUAACUGAUGGUGAAAACAAGUGCAGCGGGAGAGUGGAAGUGAAAGUCCAAGAGGAGUGGGGAACGGUGUGUAAUAAUGGCUGGAGCACGGAAGCAGUCUCUGUGAUUUGUAAGCAGCUGGGAUGUCCAACUACCGUCAAAGCCGCCAGAUGGGCUAAUUCCAGUGCAGGUUCUGGGCGCAUUUGGAUGGAUCACGUUUCUUGUCGUGGGAAUGAGUCAGCUCUUUGGGAUUGCAAACAUGACGGAUGGGGAAAGCAUAGUAACUGUACUCACCAACAAGACGCUGGAGUGACCUGCUCAGAUGGAUCCGAUUUGGAGAUGAGGCUGACGAAUGGAGGCAAUAUGUGUUCUGGAAGAAUAGAGAUCAAAUUUCAAGGACAGUGGGGAACAGUGUGUGAUGAUAACUUCAACAUGGAUCACGCGUCUGUGGUUUGUAAACAACUUGGAUGUGGAACUGCUAUCAGUUUCUCUGGUUCAGCUCAUUUUGGAGAAGGCUCUGGACCAAUCUGGUUUGAUGAUCUUGUAUGCAAUGGAAAUGAGUCAGCUCUCUGGAACUGCAAACAUCAAGGAUGGGGAAAGCAUAACUGUGAUCAUGCUGAGGAUGCUGGAGUGAUUUGUUCAAAUGGAGCAGAUCUGAGCUUGAGACUGAUAGGUGGAGUCAAUCAAUGUUCUGGAAGAUUAGAAGUGAGGUUCCAAGGAGAAUGGGGGACAAUAUGUGACGAUGGCUGGGAUAGUAACGAUGCUGCUGUGGCAUGCAAGCAACUGGGAUGUCCAACUGCCAUCACUGCUGUUGGCCGAGUUAAUGCCAGUGAGGGAUCGGGACACAUCUGGCUUGACAGUGUUUCUUGCCAGGGACAUGAAUCUGCUAUCUGGGAAUGUAAACACCAUGAAUGGGGAAAGCAUUAUUGCAAUCACAUUGAAGAUGCUGGUGUGACAUGUUCUGAUGGAUCAGAUCUGGAGCUAAGACUUAGAGGUGGAGGCAGCCGCUGUGCUGGGACAGUUGAGGUGGAGAUUCAGAGACUAUUAGGGAAGGUGUGUGACAGAGGCUGGGGACUGAAAGAAGCUAAUGUGAUUUGCAGGCAGCUGGGAUGUGGAUCUGCCCUCAAAACAUCCUAUCAAGCGUACUCCAAAAUCCAGGCAACAAGCACAUGGCUGUUCCUAAGUAGCUAUAAUGGAAAUGAAACUUCGAUUUGGGACCGCAAGAACUGGCAGUGGGGUGGACUUAACUGUGAUCACUAUGAAGAAGCCGAAGUUACCUGCUCAGCCCACAGGGAACCCAGACUGGUUGGAGGGGACAUCCCCUGUUCUGGACGUGUUGAAGUGAAGCAUGGCGACUCGUGGGGCUCCGUCUGUGAUUCUGAUUUCUCUCUGGAAGCUGCCAGUGUGCUAUGCAGGGAAUUACAGUGUGGCACUGUUGUCUCUAUCCUGGGGGGAGCUCACUUUGGGGAGGGAAAUGGACAGAUCUGGGCUGAAGAAUUCCAGUGUGAGGGACAUGAGUCCCAUCUUUCACUCUGCCCCAUAGCAUCCCGCCCAGACGGAACUUGUAGCCACAGCAGGGAUGUUGGAGUAGUCUGCUCAAGAUACACGGAAAUUCGCUUGGUGAACGGCGAGACCCCAUGUGAGGGCAGAGUGGAGCUCAAAACCCUUGGGGCCUGGGGAUCCCUCUGCAGCUCUCACUGGGACAUAGAAGAUGCCCACGUUCUUUGCCAGCAGCUUAAAUGUGGAGUCGCCCUUUCUACCCCAAAAGGAGCACGUUUCGGAAAAGGAAGUGGUCAGGUCUGGAGGCAUAUGUUUUACUGCACUGGGACUGAGCGGCACAUAGGAGAUUGUCCUGUAACUGCUCUGGGUGCUUCACUGUGUCCUUCAGGGCAAGUGGCCUCUGUGAUCUGCUCAGGGAACCAAUCCCAAACCCUGUCCCCGUGCAAUUCAUCAUCCUUGGGCCCGACAACGCCUACCACUCCAGAAGAAAGCGCUGUGCCCUGCAUAGAGAGUGGUCAACUUCGCCUGGUAAACGGGGGAGGCCGCUGUGCCGGGAGAGUAGAGAUCUAUCAUGAGGGCUCCUGGGGCACCAUCUGUGAUGACAGCUGGGACCUGAGUGACGCCCAUGUCGUGUGCAGACAGCUGGGCUGUGGAGAGGCCGUGAAUGCCACUGGUUCUGCUUAUUUUGGGGAAGGAACAGGGCCCAUCUGGCUGGAUGAGAUGAAAUGCAAUGGAGAAGAAUCCCGCAUUUGGCAGUGCCAUUCACAUGGCUGGGGGCAGCAAAAUUGCAGGCACAAGGAGGAUGCAGGAGUCAUCUGCUCAGAGUUCAUGUCUCUGAGACUGACCAGUGAAGCCAGCAGAGAGGCCUGCGCAGGGCGUUUGGAAGUUUUUUACCAUGGAGCCUGGGGCAGUGUUGGCAGGAGUGGCAUGUCUGAAACCACUGUGAGUGUGGUGUGCAGGCAGCUGGGCUGCGGAGACAGGGGGAAAAUCAACGCUGUGUCUUUAGAGAAGGCAACGUCCAUUCCCAUGUGGGUGGACAAUGUUCAGUGCCCAAAAGGACCUGACACGCUGUGGCAGUGCCUGUCAUCUCCAUGGGAGCAGAGACUGGCCAACCCCUCGGAGGAGACCUGGAUCACAUGUGACAACAAGAUAAGACUUCAAGAAGGACCUACUUCCUGUUCCGGACGUGUGGAGAUCUGGCAUGGAGGCUCCUGGGGGACGGUGUGUGAUGACUCCUGGGACUUGAACGAUGCUCACGUGGUGUGUCAACAACUUGGUUGUGGUCCAGCUUUGAAAGCAUUCAAAGAAGCAGAGUUUGGUCAGGGGACUGGACCCAUAUGGCUCAGUGAAGUCAAGUGCAAAGGGAAUGAGUCUUCCUUGUGGGAUUGUCCCGCCAGACGCUGGGGCCACAGUGAAUGUGGGCACAAGGAAGACGCUGCAGUGAAUUGUACAAAUAUUUCAGAGCACAAAAACCCACAAAAGGCCACAACAGGUCGCUCAUCCCGCCAGUCCUCCCUUAUUGCAGUCGGGAUCCUCGGGGUUGUUCUGUUGGUCAUCUUCGUCGCAUUAUUCUUGACUCGAAAGCGAAGACAAAGACAGCGGCUUGCAGUUUCCUCAAGAGGAGAGAAUGUUGUCCACCAAAUUCAAUACCGGGAGAUGAAUUCUUGCCUGAAUGCAGAUGAUCUGGACCUAAUAAAUUCCUCAGAAAAUUCCAAUAAGUCAGCUGAUUUCAAUGCUGCUGAACUAAUUUCUGUGUCUAAAUUUCUUCCUAUUUCUGGAAUGAAAAAGAAGGCCAUUCGGAGGCACACUGAAAAGGAAAAUGGGAAUUUGUAACCCAGUGAGUUCAGCCUUGAAGAUACCUUGAUGAAGACCUGGACUAUUGAAUGGAGCAGAAAUUCACCUCCCUCACUGACUAUUACAGUUGCAUUUCUAUGGAGUUCUUCUUCUCCUAGUGUUCCUAAGAGUGCUGCUGAAUUUAUGAAAGUUAAGUUUGUGAACGUGACUACUUGACGGUGUAUAUGAGACUUUCAAGAGAAUUAAAUAAAUAAUUAAGAAUAUUACUGA